UCCAAUUGCUUUUUUAUGACUAAUUUAUUUGGAAUUGAGGAUUUCCAUUUUCCUCAUGUAUUUUAUUAAAACCGGCACAACCGGCAUGAAUACUGGUUGUACCACGAUCAGACCAUUCCACUUACAAAAUCGGCACACCGGCAUAAACCGGUUUGACAACCUUGGUACCCACUCUUUAUGUUUUAAAUAAUAAAGAAUUAGACCAGGGAACACUAUCGGAAUGAAGUUCAUAGGGUUGUUCAGACAUAUCACAGGCUAUGCCAAAAGGGGUGUGGAUGGGUUCAACUUCAACGGGAAGCGAGGGGAGAUGCACGACCUCAAGUGAACAUAAGGGAACUUGUUCCUUUUGGCAUUACCAUCCAUAAUGAUAUGAUACAUCCGCACAAGUUGGAAUCACAAAGAUCUUCUUGUUCUGGUAAGGAAUGAGGACCGGAGCUGGCUUAAUUCGGUGUGAAAUCGCAGCAGGGUAGCCGCCGAUUGUUGAGAUUGUGAUGAGGAUGAGGAGCGCCGCUGAGAUCACAGAAGAACAAGUCUCUGGCCUUAGGGAAUUCUGCUGACGGCCAAAAGCGUAGAGCUUUGAUUCUACCAUGCCCACGGCGCAUGCGAAAGGGGCGGCGGCGCUUAGCAAUUGACCAGUUUCGCAUGCGAGAAGAGAUAUUGUCGUCUGUUCAGGAUCAAUUGCAACAUCCCACCAGCACGCUGGAUCCUUGUUGUUCUGCAUCCCGAUGUGAUUCUUCUUCUGAAACGACGGCAGUAGGAAUUGAAGUGACAACAGGGAAACUUCAUCCUCGCCACCCGGAAGGAACCCUUCAUGUUACCCAGUAAGUCAACGGAUAGGAGCAUACUCCAGUGUUCAGUUGGCCACAAGAGGCCGAUGAGUCGGUAGCUUUCUCUGUAGUGGGCAAGCGGAGCAUUCACCUUUCUGGGUACAUUGCGACUGAAGAAAGAGAUUAUCUUCCUGAUGGGUAUGAGUCGUAUCCUUCUGAUUCGUGCAUCAUUAAAGCUUUGUUGUGGGACGAAUCUGUGAAAGAAACCGUUUAGUGUCUGUCUGAGCAUGUGUGCUGUUGUUGUUCGUCCAUAAUUUGAUAUCAGUGAUACAAGAGAGGAUAUAGGGGAUGCAGAAUCAGAUGAUGAAUCCAGUGAAUUUGGUUGUCAUGAUGAUGAGGAUGCCAAUUGUGAUUUCAACAUGUUCCAUUCUUCUCCUGUCACAGAUAGUGGAGGUAUGGUUUUUCUUUUGGUUAACAAACCACUUGGUUGACUGUGCUCGACCUUCAGAAGGGGGGAAUUUGGACUUGUGGCGUGAUUUUGACUUCCAAUAUAGUUGUGAUUGAGGAGAUAGAAGGUAUGAACUUUAAUGUGUCUCUAAUGUAACCUAUACUUUCUUCCAUUUCCUCUUUAGCUAGAACAGGAAAAAUGAAUGUUGCCAAUAUUUUAUGAUAUCUGUGAAGGGAAAUUGAGGUCGAUGAAGGAAGUGCACCCAUCAAAAGUGCUUCUAAGAAGAAAAAGAACAAGAAACAUGUUCCAGGGGUGACGUCAGAUAGAGCAAAGUCUUCCUUUGAUUCUGAUCAGAAGCAAUCUGCUUCAGAGCCUCUACCCUUAAGAAUGGACUGGUCAUUGAGGAUUUAGCUUAUGGAAAACCAGAUGGUGAAAUAGAUUCUCCCGAAUAUCUGGUACGCUUUUCUUAAACCAAGUCUAUCUUUCCUAACACGCCAAAGACCAAGUUGUUGAUUCUGGCAGUAUUUUUCUGGGAUGGCCAUGCCUUGGUCAACAGGUCUGGAUUUACUAUACCGGCAGGCUACAGAAGGAUGGCACGAUUUUUUAUUAUAACCAUGGAAUUGGAUUUAGAUUCCUGCUAGGUACCUCGAAAUCUCUUAUAUAUGGGACACAUGCAUAAACUGUUUAGGUAAACCUCAUUCUUAAACUAUCUUUCCUUUCCACAUGGUGCAGGAAUGGGGCAAGUCAUUAAAAGGAAUUGAUAUCGGUAUGAAAGGUAGAUCACUUCAAAGCUUAUUGUUAUUUGAUCACAAGCUCCUAGCUGGUUGAAUCUCAAGUUGCUAUGCUCAUGAGUUGUUUCUGAAUCUCUCAGGCAUGAGAAUUGGGGACAAAAGAAGAAUCACGAUCCCUCCUAAACUGCGGUAAAUCAUAAAUCCCUGCUUCUUGAAUCUUGCUCGUUAUCUUGAACAAUGUUGGGACUUCUUUAAGUGCUGCAUGCUGCUCUCCAAGCCGUGAGACAACUGACAUUGUUUAGUAAUGUGGUCUCUGUGUGCAGCUAAGCUAUGGACCUAAAGGUGCUGGAAACAUGAUACCGCCAAACGCGUGGCUCGUAUUCGACGUGGAGUUGAUGGUUAUCCUGUGAUCGAGAUGGACAAAGUGUUUUGGUCGUUGUUCAUAGCUGUCGAUUUGGUAUGGCGAGGAUUCAGGGCGGCGGUUGAUGGGAUUGUUUCGUCCAGCUUUUGAGUUAGCUACAACUGUUUCUAACGAGUAAAGACUAGGAACUAUAUAACAUAGAUCUCGAGAACUUGGGUUUUGGAUAGCGAGAGACUGCCUCAAAUAUUUUGUAGUAUUGAGAUCCAUCCCAUCAUAUCUCUCUUGAUUCAUAGUUGGAUUGGAGGGAAGAGUUUGUGGACAGAAAAUAUUUGAAUCUCUAUGCGAUUGUUAUUAUAAGUUUGCUUGUUGUCGACAUCAAACUUCAAUGAUUCUAUAUUAAUAUCUCUCGUGGAAAUGUUAGAAAAAGAAUCAAUGUAUCUUUUAACAGAACGGUAAGAGAUUGAGAAUUGUAAAAUUAUAUCGGAGGUUAUGCUAAUUGCUUAAACUAUGGUUCAACAAUAGCAUACCGCUAAAAUCAUUUACCAUCUUAAACUCUAAUAAAGAAUUUUUUCAAUC
This is a messenger RNA of Linum trigynum, 2883 nucleotides long. NCBI's taxonomy places the organism in Eukaryota, Viridiplantae, Streptophyta, Magnoliopsida, Malpighiales, Linaceae. The record is from the annotation of a GenBank genome assembly.